Molecule: messenger RNA, 360 nt
Organism: Nerophis lumbriciformis (worm pipefish)
Lineage: Eukaryota; Metazoa; Chordata; Actinopteri; Syngnathiformes; Syngnathidae
Source: RefSeq, a predicted model, not a curated record
AUGGUGAAGCUGACAAAAGCUAAGACAUUCCAGGCUUACCUGGACUCCUGCCACCGCCGCUACAGCUGUGUGCACUGCCGCGCCCAUCUGGCUAACCAUGAUGAUCUAAUCUCCAAGUCUUUCCAAGGUAGUCAAGGCAGAGCUUACCUCUUCAACUCUGUGGUAAACAUUGGCUGUGGUCCCGCGGAGGAAAGGCUGCUGCUCACGGGACUUCAUGCAGUGGCUGACAUCUAUUGUGAAAACUGUCACACCACUCUGGGCUGGAAAUAUGAACAAGCCUUUGAACUGAGUCAGAAGUACAAGGAAGGGAAGUUCAUCAUUGAGCUGUCCCACAUGAUAAAAGACAACGGCUGGGACUGA